AUAAUUCUAGAAGAACAGUGUAGAGUCACAAACCGGAGGUCCCAAAUUAAGCUCAGAGUUCCAAAUUAAGGCUCAACACAACAUUCUCACUUGUCGGACCCCGCGAACUUUACCGGAUCAUAAAAAGCAGUUGCACGUGAGCACAUAGAGGUCUACACACCGAAUGAAAGGCGGCAUCAACGCUCCACUACAGGACAAUUGGACGAAAAGGCCCUCUUUUUCCCGGUGCUUGAAGUUUCCGUGGCCGGGUUGCCUCGGUUCUGAGUUCCGAAUUGCCCCAACUACUAGUUAGUGCAUCAAAUUGAUCACCCCCGACUCACUGCAGCUCCGUUGGAGACUGGGAUUGUCUAAUGGUGAAAUGGGUAUUUCCUCUUGUCCCAGAUAAGUCCCUUUUUUCUAUUAUUGAACUGUUUCUGUUGGUCUAUCAUUCAGUUUUUGAAGUCCCAGUAAAUUCUUAAAGUGGUUUCUGGGUGCGACUUAUUUGGAUGAAAUAUUGGGUUCUGAGUCGCAUUCGUUACUUGCAUGCCUUUUGUUUGUUGUUUGUCUGGUUAAAUCUUCCCAGGUUCUCUAAUUAUAUCGGCAAUCUAAGAGUGUCGUUUGCUUUAAUUUAUAAAAUCCACAUAGAUGAAGUUCUUUAAGUAUGUUUCUGGUCAUAGCAGCAGUUGGCUCCUUGUUGUGUCGGUUAAAGUUCAGAACUGGUUUUGAUUCGUUUGGCCUCUAUGAAUUGCACUUCAAAGUUGUGCUAUGAAGGUUGAAACGCUGUUAGUAUUGUGCUUUGAAUGGUAACUUUUCCAUAGGUUUGGUUUUAAACCUUCUUGUGUGACGAAAAAUGGAAGGAAAGCCAUUGUCAGGCACUCAUAUGAUGCCGGGUAGGCCGUAUGGUUUUCAAAACUUGCAAGGAUCAUUGCAGCUUCGUCAUGAACAAAACCCUCAUUUAUAUAAUCAAGGAUCUUCAGUUCGACCACAAACUCAAGAUGUUUUCCCUCUUCGGUUACUUAACUUGCAAGAACACGACCGGCCGGGUACUUGCAGUCACAACAAGGACGUGAGAGGGAAGAACUUGGCAAAUGACAACAACGAGAUGAAUUGCAUGGAAGAAGGCAUUGACUGGCAUGACAGUAUUGGUAAAGAGAAAAAACGGUCCCCAUGGCACCGUAUGAAAUGGACAGAGGAAAUUGUGAAACUUUUGAUCACCAUUGUAUCCUACAUUGGGGAGGAUUCUUCCUCUGAUUGUAUCACCAGUGGGAGAAGUAAGUCUUCACUUUUACAGAAGAAAGGGAAAUGGAAGUGUGUAUCAGAGGUCAUGGCUGAGAGGGGUCAUCAUAUAUCUCCUCAACAAUGUGAGGACAAGUUUAAUGAUCUGAAUAAGAGGUAUAAGAGGCUUAAUGACAUUCUGGGAAGAGGCACUUCUUGCAAGGUAGUUGAGAACCCAAAGCUUUUGGAUGUGAUGGAUUUACCUGAGAAGGCAAAAGAGGAUGUGAAAAAGAUAUUAAGCUCGAGACAUCUUUUUUAUGAGGAGAUGUGUUCCUAUCACAAUGGGAAUCGAUUAUAUCUUCCUCAUGAUCUGGGUGUGCAGCAGUCUUUGCAGUUAGCUCUUAGCAGAAAAGGCGGUUGUGAGCCUCAUGAUUUGAUGCUGCAAAAAACAGAUGAUGAAGAUGAUGAAGAUUGGGAUGCAGAAGCUGAUGGUCAGGAUGAAGAAUGCAGGGAUAAUGGGGGAACAUUUGUUAGGUUUGAAGAGGUCUCUGCAAAGAGGUUGAAACGAAGGGACAGAACUGAAGACAUGGGUUUUUGUAAUCCCGUGAAGUUUCUGGAAAAUAACCAAGGAUUAGGUUCUCAUCGCCAAAAAGAUUAUACCGAUUUGAACCAUGUUUGCACUGGCAGUGGCAAGGCAAAUGAGUUAAGAGAGCAGUGGCUGAAAUUUCGCUCACUACAGUUGGAAGAACAGAAGUUACAAAUUAAGGCCCAGAUGCUUGAGUUGGAGAAGCAGCAUUUUGAAUGGCAGAGGAUGAGCUGGAAACAUGGCAGAGAGCUGGAAAAGCUGCGGUUGGAAAAUGAACGUAUGAAGCUUGAGAAUGAGCACAUGGAAUUAGAAUUUAAGCACAAGAAAAUUUUAGAUGAUUAGAGCUGAGUUUACACUAAGUGCAUUGGUACCUAUGGUUUAUGAUAUUGCCUCAAGUUCUAUUAAAUUAUGGCAAGAGUUCUAUUAUCAUCUUGGUGUAUCUUUGCUCUUAGUUUUAUUAGUAUUAUUAUCUAUAAAUGUCAAAGGUCGUUGUCGCUCUUUUCCUUGUAUCAGUUUAAUUACUUUGGUUUACCUGCAAUCUAAUUUCUCAAAUUCUUUCUAAAGUCAGGUUGGUCAUGAGAAAGUGUGCCCCGAAGAAGCUAACAUGACAACAAUGCUUGAUGAUGAUAUGGAAAAAAGAACAUGGUGAAUAAAUUGUCCUAUGGGCAUUAGAAACAAUGCAAUUUUGUUUUGGAACCCAUUUUGCAUAUUUGUGCUAUAUUUGGCAAUGUUUUUCCUUUGUCAUUUCAACAAGCUUUGUGCGCACGUGCUAUGCAUGCUUGUGUGUGGUUUUGGGUGAUGAGCUUUUUUGCUAAUGUUACGUGGAAAAUUAAAACGAAUAAAUCAUCCAUGUAAUAAUGGUUCAUAAUGUAUUGGGAUUUCUUAGUCUAUCUGCUAGCAAGAAAAUGUGGUUAGAACAUGGAAUUCUGGCCGGGUCCAUUUCUCGAUUUAAUGGAAGGUUUAAAAAGGUUAUGGAGUUGAGUGGUGGAUGAGUCAAGGAUCACAAGCAUUGGGCGACAUUGCUUGAAAUGAAAUGGUUACAUUGGAAUAAUCUUCAUGGGAAAGAUAUGACUGGUUAAUAUGCCCCAUAUGAUGAGUAUUAUGAUCGGUUUUCAAGUUCAGUAUGUCCCCGAUCUAUGCUCUUAUAUAAACAUCAAGGCUUUGAUUUUAUAUAUGAGAAAUAAUAUUUGCAGUCGUGGUUGUGCAAGCGGCGUGCAGUCGCUUUGAAAAAAAUGAAUUAAUAUGGGACCCACAUAAAAAAAGACCAACUUUUUAAUCGUGGACCCCACUCUUUUUCAAAGUGAUUGCGCGGCGUUUGCAAUUCUACGACUGUAUAUAGCAUUGCCGUUUAUACAUAUAUAGUUUGUCUAGGUGCAAAUCUUGACUUUUGGGGUUACACGACUGAAAGUUGAUGAGGAGCUCAUACUCCAUCCCCUUUCUUCCCUUGUCCUCUUGUUUUUCUUUUCUUUGUUUCUCAUACUUUUUUUUUGAGAUUAUUCUAUAUAUCAAGAUGCGAGAGGAGUGCUAGAGACAAACAUGAGGGGCCUUUAACAACUUUGUCUUGAAGGUGAUAUUGUGAUGCAACUGGUACACAUAUGUCAAGGAGGUGGGGGAUAUAAUACCAAAGGAAAGGGAAAGCUGAUGGCAGUGCUAACUUACUAAGUUGAGCAGUAUCUGAUCUUUCAGUACCUUCUGCAUGCAGGUUACUCGGGCAUGAAUCCGACUGUGUUUCUUCUUUUGACUUUAUUUCUUAGUUGUAUUUAGUACGUGGGCAGUUUGAUGAGAAAUUUAAGAAUUCUUGAUAUAAGUGACAAUUAAUCUUGUUCACAAGCCAAAAAACAGAUGAAGCAUUUAGGCAAAUCCGUAGAGGCACUAUAGGGGAAUAUUCUAAUUGCCCACAAAGACGGUAAAAAAAGAUAGGUUUUUCUAUAUUUGGAUGCACGAUAUGGGUAGUUUUCAUUUGAGAAAACAAAGCUGGUUGGCAAAUAAAACAACCAGCUGGAGUUGUUAAGAAUCUAUGUUUGAUUCAUACAACUCAUCGAUAACUGCUAAAUAUACAUAAAAUUCAACCAAUGGCAACCGUACGUUGGCCUCCUCAAAUCUUUCUUGGCCAUGGAAAGUCUGGCACCUGAAAUCAAAGACACCCUUUAUAAAACCCAUCCUACAUCCCCCAUGUUUCUCACAUCGUUUUCUUCUUUUCUUAUCUUGCUGAUCUUCAAGAGACCUUUCUCUCACUAACAGAGAGGUAGCAAGAAAGAAAGGUUCUUGCUGGUUCUCGAGCAUUAAACAUGGGUAAUUGUGGUAGUGCGCCGAAAACCGAGGCCGAGGCUGAUCUUGUGCCUGAGCCUGUCAAGGAGGACUUGGUGGUGACCCAAGAGGAGGUCAAGGUUCAACAAGAAGAGAAGGGGAACGAUGGAAAUGACGAAAAGCAUAAUGCUGUUGAUGAGAAGCCUGCCAAUGUGGACGACGCCGCUCAGGGUGCCACCACCCUGGUCAAUGAGGCUGAAGAAAAGAAAGAAGCAAAGGAGGAUAAGAAGACCCCCGAAAUUAUAUCUGAAGAGACAAAAGAAGCAGAAAAGCCAAAGACUGAAGAUCAGGUAAAUGCUGCACCAGAGAAAGCAUCGAAAGCUGAAGUUUCAGAUGCUGCAAAAGCUCAAGAAGCCAAUAAAUUGGAGGAGAAGACAGCAGAUAAAACUGCUACAGAUUCGGAAGCCGAGAAACUUGAAAACAAGACGGCAGAUAUAUAAGAGAGAAGCCACAAUGAGAGCGAGUCCAUAUAUGUUAUUCAUCAAUAUACAGUACUCGUAAUUCUAUAUUGGUAGAAAGAAAAUACGAUUGUUGUUUCCGUUUGGUUUCGAAGCUCGAAGGCAUGCAUGCAUGCAUUUGUGCUGGCUAUGGAAAUUGAGUCUUGAUGAUCAGUUUGUGGUAAUUCGUAAUUAUCUUUUCAAUGAUCAGAAUAAUAGUUUUGUUUCCGUUGCUUCUCAA
Messenger RNA from Carya illinoinensis, 4765 nucleotides. RefSeq lists its product as uncharacterized. The record is from RefSeq and is a predicted model, not a curated record. The coding region runs from base 830 to 2122 and encodes 430 amino acids. Lineage: Eukaryota; Viridiplantae; Streptophyta; Magnoliopsida; Fagales; Juglandaceae. The transcript is spliced from 2 exons.